AGCGGUUUCUCCUCCCCUCGCACACGUCGAGGAAAGACGCGGAGAGCCGGUGGAGGGACCCACGGAAGGACGUGGGCUGCCCCGCCGCGGGUGAGGGGCAGCUCUGGAGAGCGCGAUAUCCCAGCAGAGGGGGCACAGCCGGGAGCAGGAAUGGGAGGCUCGACGGUCAACCCGCUCUCGAGGUGACUAGAAGUAGAGGACCGCUUAACGUCGCUCUCAUCACAUCAAAUUCCCGCGUUCUUCUGCGCAUGCGCGGUGCUUUCUUUGGCAAUUGCACCCACAAUAUGCGCAUGCGCAGUAUUCCCCCUUCCUCCCACAAGACUGGUUUAGUGCUCUGUGAUCCGAGGACGCGACUUGUGCGCGUGUCCCUAGUGUGACGCAUGCGCAUCCUCACCCUUAUCGCCUCGGGACAGGUCGACUUGUCUUACCCCCCAGCGCAUGCGCAGCUCUGCUCUGCUCUGCUCCUCCAUCGGGCUCCGCCCCGCGCCUCCCGCAGAGCAUGCGCAGUUGCGUAGCUCCCGUUCGGAGCGGCUUGUGUGACAGCGGCGGCGGGAGUCAGCGAGCGCCCUGAGGAGGGAGGCCCGGAGCCCGCCGGAGCCCAGGGAGCCGGAGUCAGCCGGGGGAGGCGGCCCCAGUCUCCAGCACGAUGAGUAUCGAGAUCCCGCCGGGCCUGACCGAGCUGCUGCAGGGCUACACGGUGGAGGUGCUGCGGCACCGGCCGCCCGACCUGCUGGGCUUCGCUGCCGACUACUUCACCCGCCUGCGGGAUGCCCGCGACCAGGAGGCCGCCGCCGGAGCCCGCAAGGGGGUCAACUUCGACGGGGAGCCCAUGCAGACCGAGUCCAACGGCGAGGAGGAGCCCGGGCGGGACGACGAGGACUCCGACUCCGACUUCGAGCCUCCAGUUAUUAACAGAUUUAACAGAAGAGUAUCAGUUUGUGCUGAAGCCUUCAACCCAGAUGAGGAAGAAGAAGAUACAGAACCAAGGGUAGUUCAUCCAAAAACAGAUGAGCAGAGAUGUAGACUGCAGGAAGCAUGCAAGGAUAUACUCCUCUUCAAAAACCUAGAUCAGGAGCAGCUGUCUCAGGUUCUUGACGCCAUGUUUGAGAGGAAAGUGAAACCUCAGGAACAUGUCAUUGACCAAGGAGAUGAUGGAGACAACUUUUAUGUCGUUGAGAGGGGAUUGUAUGAUAUCUUUGUAACACGAGACAGCCAGCCUCGUUGUGUCGGCCGUUACGACAAUCACGGCAGUUUUGGGGAACUGGCGUUGAUGUACAACACUCCUAGAGCCGCUACCAUUGUUGCCACAACAGAAGGAGCCCUUUGGGGACUGGAUCGAGUGACGUUCAGAAGAAUUAUAUUGAAAAACAAUGCGAAGAAGAGGAAGACUUUUGAAUUAUUUAUUGAGUCUGUGCCCCUUCUUAAAUCACUGGAGGUUUCAGAGCGAAUGAAGAUAGUUGAUGUAAUAGGGGAGAAGGUGUAUCGAGAUGGGGAGCGCAUCAUUUCUCAGGGUGAUAAAGCAGACAGCUUUUACAUUGUAGAGUCUGGUGAAGUAAAAAUUUUGAUUAAAAGCAAGACUAUGACAAGUAAGGAUGCUAACCAGGAAGUGGAGAUUGCCCGGUGUCACAAAGGACAGUAUUUUGGAGAGCUUGCACUUGUUACCAACAAACCCAGAGCAGCCUCUGCCUAUGCUGUUGGGGAUGUCAAGUGUUUAGUAAUGGAUGUGCAAGCAUUCGAGAGGCUGCUUGGCCCCUGCAUGGACAUUAUGAAGAGGAAUAUAACACAUUAUGAGGAGCAGCUGGUGGCAAUGUUUGGUUCAAGCAUGGACCUGUUGGAUCCGGGGAAUUAGGCACAGGGUACUUUAGUGCCUUCUCAGUUCAAGACACAGAAAAGUCUCCUAUCAGCAACACAACACAUAAGGAAAAAUGGACACUACAGAACAGUUACUGCUGCUGUCUUCUUGGGCAUUUUAGAAAUAAAUAAGUCUCAGCACAGAUGGAUGGGGAGAGGCUCACUCCAUGCCUCCACUUUGCUGCUGAAAUUUCAUUAUUAGGCUUAGUUUAAAGAUGAUUCUAACCCUUCUCUCACUUGUUUGGCUCAGAAUGGCAUGUCUCUCCAACCAUUUAAGUGCCUGAUGCAAAACCCAAAGUGUAAAAGAUACAGAACCUUCUUUUUCUUUCUCAUUUUAUUGUUGUGGUAAAUCUUCAGAGCAGAUCUGUAAUGACAGGCUGCUUAUUGUCCCCCAGGGAGCAGCCUUCUCUUUACAGUCUGUUAAUAUCUUCCUUUGACGCUUCCUUUACAUAAUGUCAAAAAUUUAAUUGUAGCAUUUGGGUUUGAUGUCGAAUAUAUCAAGGGGACUUGAAAUUAUCAGAGCCAUUGAAUAAGUUGGCAUUGAGGUGUUCCUGCCAUCUACUGAAAGCUUCAGGUACUGCAGUUCUGUAAUAAAACGAUAAACACACCUGGGGGCACAAGAAAUAACUGCUUGAUAGUGAAAUGCAGAAAAUGAAGAAUGAUUGACUUCUGAACAUUUUCUGAGCCGUAAAGAGAACUGGUUUAGUCCUUCAUGCUACCAAACAUAUGCAGAGAGUUUGAUAGUGGUCCAACAGCUCCAGUGGCCUGAAGGUGCCAUAGCUGUAUCAUCCCCAUCUCCAUUUCUUAAAGUGGGCAGAUUUUACUGCUGAGAUGUUGCAGCACAUGACCCUCUCCUGCUUUUAGACAUAUCCUUUGUACUGCUAGAUUUCACAGGGCAUUGCUGUUGUCUGGAUCAGUUUUAAAACUCUUUUUAAGGAGGUUAAUUUUGUGUAAUUUAAAGGAACAAUAUUUAUGUACUUCAGCAGCUCCCCCUAAUCCUAAUAUUUUGUAAUAUUCUUUAACUUGAUUGGACACUUAGAUACUUUCAGAUGCCAAGUCUGUUUGUUAAAUCUUUCAGAAAUUAGCAACAUUUGACUUCAUGAAGCAAAUGACUUUGCUAACUAGGCAGUUGGUGUAUUUGGAGUGGUCUUUUGAUUUAGGUAACAAUUCAGUUAAAGAUAUUUAUCUGUCAAAUCUGCAGCACUUAUUAGGGAGACUUCUGUUUCUAUAGAUCAUUGACCUUAAGGCACAUCCUGAUGAGAUUUUAUCAGAGUAUUAUGGUAUAAAAUAAAAUAUUUAUAUAAAGAAAAAGCAUUGAAUUUGUAGGUAAUAAGUCUAGUGGUCCCCUUUCCAUUUUCAGUCUUCUAAAUUUAUGUGAAACUUACCCACGUUUCUGGGAUGGUGAAAUUUUAAUUGCAGACUCUGAUGGGUAGAACUGAACCCACUGUCUAGUUUUUAUGAUCACCUGAGCAAGGGGAGAGAAUUAAGUUUAUUAGAGAAUGUUUAUAAAUAGAUGAUACAGAGAGUUUGAAACGUCAGUUAUUGGUCAUCAGGGGUAACAUAGAGUAUAGGGGGAUGCUUGUAUUUUGGUAUUGGACAGCACAUAACAUAUACAGUGUGCAUUGUCCCCAAUGGGGGGGUAUACGGUGGGUGAGAUCAAGAUACAUUCAGGAAGCAGUGAAGGUACAUCACUCAUACAAAGAGUUACAGACAGUCAUGGGUAUAAAUAAGCGGGCUGGGUAAUGAGGAUAGGAUGACCCGCACAUGGUGGAGUUCAGUUCGGUUGGUUCAGGGCUCAGGGGAUAAAGUCCACACCAGCUCACUCUUGGUAUUGGCGGUGGCCGGUGAUGUGCUCUGUGUAAAUGUCUCUAGACCAUCGAAUAGUGUCAGAGACCAUUUCCUGCUUGUUAGCAUACUAGAAAUCUGCUCUUUUUAACAAGUGGAAGGUGAAGAGCUACAGCACGGAGUUGGCUGCUAGCAUGCAAUAUUUUCCUCACUCCUCCCAGCUCCUACACUGUUCUGUAAAGUCGGAUCCAUAAUCAGGUUGAGGCUGUACUGAUGUUGUCUAGUUACAGUAGAUUGCAUUACGCUUUCAGAUGAUGGACUGGUUUGUAAUGAAUACCACUCAACAAGGUGUGCCACAGUGGUACCUAGUUGCCUCCAUUCGUAGCACAGUGUGUUUUCCCUGCUUUACUGUGCAGGUUCAGUUCUGCAAAGCUAAAAAAGCAGCAGUAACUGGAAUGUCAUUCAUGCUUCUGAGGUUUAACACUAAAAACACUCAGUCUUUCUUUGUAAAUUGUAGAAUUUAAAAAAAAGAACAGUUGGCAGGUCCUCACGCUGAUAACUGAGAGAUUAGGAUUCAAAAGUAGAUGCGGGCUCCCAAGCCAGGCCAGCUGUGGAUUGUCCAGGCAAUCCAGACACAGGCUGGUCUCCAAACCCAUCUGAGUUUCUGUACAGCUUAAACUGUCACAUGAACCAAAGAGGAUCUCUCUGAAUAAAUAUCCUCAACCAGCUUUGGUCCUUCCCAUAUGAACACUUUCUCGGAUGCCCCUCCCUUGUAUCCACUGGAGUGGAGCAAGUUUGGCUACAUUACAACUUUCAGUUCUCUGCAUUAUAGGUCUCGGUGCCUCAGAAUAUGCAAGCCUUGUAAACGGUACGAAGCCUGGCCAGAAGGAAGCAAAGUCUACUGGGUACCCUUGUUAGGACCUUAAGAAACUUCUGCAGAGGGAGGGAACAUGAGGCUAUGGACUCAGAAAGCUAGAGGUCCCAGAUGAGGGAGAACAGAUUUACAAACCUCUACCCAUCUCUAUGCUCCUUGAACACAGUAGAGUGGCAUUAUCACACAGAGCCAUGUGACACCCAGUGUCAGAUGGGACACUGGUAUGAUGCAAGUGAGCAAUUGAACUUUGAGCAGAGAGAAUGAACCUGUAAGGGCUGGGGGGUCAUCGGUUUAAAGUCCAUCAUUUGGGAUUUGCCUGGCUGGUCUGGUUUGUUUUAACCAAUUUGCUUUGUAGUCUUUUGGGAGUGGGACAGGCAGAUAGGGAGAGGUGACCUAUAGAAUGUUACUCAAUAGCACCUUUGUCCUUUAUUCAUACUCUGUCUGGCUAGCCAAAGUCAGAGUGCUUGAAAGUAGAGAGGAAAAAACUGACUAGAGACAUUGGCCAGUAGUGAUUCAGCUGCAUCACCACAUCCCUGUCUUACUCCAGCCACUUUUGUUUUAAUGUCUCUAAUGGAUGUGUGAGUUUCUCAGGUGGUAUGGCUCUGUGGUCAGUAAAUCUGCCAUGGAUUCUCAGCAAUUGGUAGUGGAGAGAGCUCUAGUUUAAUAAGAGAACUCAGCAGCAAAGUGGGUAAGAGGAUGGUGACCUUGAGAUUUGGAGAAAUAUCUGUCUUAUUUCUGAUUCUCUGCUUGUGAUUGUUGUGAAGUCAGUGAGAGGAGCUUUCAGUGGUCAAGUGCCCUGGCAUAUGGUAUUUCUGGUUAACGUCACAGCACAGGUUUCACAAUGUACAAAAAAAAGCUGUCUCUUUUUAAAAAAACAAAAACAAAGUGCAGUUUUGUACAGAGGAAAAAAGAAGAACCCCUUUGAAUGUCACUUUCCAUUCUCUUUCCUUUUCAGUUAGCUGAUGUUGGGACUCUGGUUCUUGACAUGUAUUUGUAAACCAGUCUUGCCAAAAUACAAAUGUGUUGGGUUUUUUCACUCCAGCUACCUUUUGUUGUUGUUACAGUUAUUCUGUUUUCAGUCACUUCAACCAUAUGCUUUAUUUCAAGAGGCCUUCCUUGUGAUUUCUCUCUUUUACAGGCUGUAGUGUUAUAUCAGUAUUUAAAGAUGCAAAAGAAAGCCACUAGCCUCAUAAGAGAAUUACUGAAAUCCAUUUAGCCUGGCUGGAGCUAAAGAUGUGCUACCAAUAUUUUCCUCCACUCAGAAAAAAAUGAAUUCUGCAUAAAGAUGCUACCUCAAGGCUCCAAGUGCUUUAAAGGUCUUUCACCUGGGAGAAUUCCAUAAGUCAGUUUUGCAGAUUGGUCUGUUGCAUUGAGUUAAAUGUUUUUUAUUGAUUCAUUGGGAGACCCAUAUUUUAUGAAGUCAUUUUACUACUAGUAUUUGAUUCUCAAAGGAUGAGUGAUUGCAAGGAGAUUGAUUCUUGCACUGUCAUGUUGACAGUGGGGGGGG
Chelonoidis abingdonii (Abingdon island giant tortoise) is the source of this 6017-nucleotide messenger RNA. RefSeq names its product protein kinase cAMP-dependent type II regulatory subunit alpha (gene PRKAR2A). Gene Ontology annotation, cellular component: cAMP-dependent protein kinase complex; cytosol. Gene Ontology annotation, biological process: negative regulation of cAMP-dependent protein kinase activity. NCBI's taxonomy places the organism in Eukaryota, Metazoa, Chordata, Testudines, Testudinidae. The record is from RefSeq and is a predicted model, not a curated record. Gene Ontology annotation, molecular function: cAMP binding; cAMP-dependent protein kinase inhibitor activity; protein kinase A catalytic subunit binding.